UUUACCGCCAUGAGUGAAAGUCCCAAAGACGACGCCGCCGCCAUGGCUACACCUUCAGUAACGGCACCAGAGCCAGUACUGGAUGGAACCACUACAUCAUCAGAUGCCCCAGCAGCUCCAGAAGUGGUACCAGAAUUGGACGUCAAGGCCCUCGAUAUCGAAGAAGCCAUAGAAGAUAUAGGCAAGAUAGAAUCCCUACAAGAAGCAGACUCUCCCGAACGACUGCUGCUGCCAGAAACUGACUUGGCAUCACCAGUUCUCGAGCAGGUCAAGGCAGAAGCAUCGUCACUCGACGACUGGCAAACGCCAUCCGACAUCCACAGCAUUCCCAAACACAAGGACCCAAUCGAGUUCCAAUUGAGCAAAGUCAUCGCAGUACUCUUGGAGGGCAAAGGACACUUGGCCACCCAGGAGUACAUCGACCAGGUCACCGACAUCACCAUCGCAUACUUCAACAAGACCAUUGUGGCGCUCCGCAACUUCACCGAGUUACAGAGGCGAAAAAACCCUUCUUUGGCCGACACAGAGGUGUCGUUCAGGCUCCAGGGAAUCCAUCCCUGGAAGCUCUACGACGAAAUCACCGCCACCCGCAAGUUGGGACCCAGAACUAGAGCACAAAUCCUGGCCAUCAGCUCAGCAGCAGAGUCGGUGCUCCACACAGACGACCCUCCUUACAGUGCCACCGACGAAUCACUUCCAUUCUUCACUAACGAACAUUACGAAAUCGCCGAACUCGUGCCAAAACAGUCGGAAAGACCUAUCUACAUCCCGUCCUACUUGCCAGAUCUCCCCCCUGACUACACAUAUCAAAACACACCCAAGUACAUGGACACCAUCACCGAUCUCAAGGUAUUAAGGUUGAAAUUGGUGGAGGAGUCCAGGUUGACCGAAAAGUCGCUCUAUGAUUUAAUUGAAGACGACGAAAGACAAUGGAGGAAACGCUUCGAAAAGGAAUUGGAGGACUUAUCUGAUAGUGGUGAGAGUAUAAUGAGUAAAGUUGAGGUAAGCAGUCCACCGGAGGAGGUUGACUUGAAGUUCACCGAGAAACCCGAUUCCGCACCUGACAAGCCUACCGAAAUCCCCGAUGAAAACGGCAUAAUACCGCUCCCCGAGCCUAAGGCCGAAGAGUCGAAGACAACGUUCGAUUUUGUUGAAUACGCCAACAAGCGCAAGCGUAUAAUCCAAAAGAGAGAAGAUGCAUUAACAGAAAAAAUACGAUUAAGGGAAAACAACAUAUUCAUUAAGGCUGAAAAGUACUACUCACCAUACGCGGAUCUGAAAGUUACCCCUGAGAUCGAUUUAUAUUUCCAGGAGGUGCUCCAUGAUGAGUUCAAGAGUGUAAUAAAGGCGGUACGAAAGGCGGAAUCCACUAAGAAGAGGAAGAUUGAAGAAAUUCUUCAAGAAAAAGCCAAAAGAGAUAAAGCAAUGGAAGAUGAAUUGAACAGGAACGAAUUUGGAUUCAAUUUCAAUCAAAUGGAUGAUUCCCUGGAUGAUGAGGAAGGAGAAGGGCUCUUCCCACAGUUUGAUUUUGAUGGUCCUGAGGUUGACAGUGCAACCGAAUCUAGUGGGGUUAGACUAGAAAAUGACGACAAUGAGUUCAAAAACAUUCUAGGAGCUCCUACUACCGCUGGAAAAGCGCCCGUCAAGGCACCCACGCACUCGCCAGUACCAGCACCCACGACCUUAGAUGCUGGUGACGACGACUCUUCGGAUGACGAUUUGGAGGCAGAGUUGGAGAAUGCUAUGAACUCAGUUUCUGAGCCAACAAAACUAGAGCCAAUCUUACCAGAUCUGGACUCCGAUGAGGACGAAUUGAACUUUGAUAACUUCUAAUGGAAGUUCAUAGACACGAAAUAGUUACUGGCACCGAUGGGAGGCUAUAAUUUACCGAUAUUGGAUGGCUCGAUUGACUUGAAAUACAGGAUUUCAUCAGGAAAUUGUUAGUUUGCCAAGAGAUUAUUUUCGAGAACUUACACAGCAAUAUUGCAAAGUUUUUGGACAAUUACACCUCACAACAACUCGAAGUAGGAAAUAAAUACUAGCCAUUCAAUCAAUAUGGUCGAUACUGAUUUAACUGUGCUAGGCCAAUUAUAAUCAGAUAUACAGCAAUUUACGGGACAAUUUUACGGAUAUUAUAGUACAAUAAUCGUUAAUUUCAGGAUGGAUGCUAUAUAGAAUUAAUACACAUAUUCAACACGUC
Suhomyces tanzawaensis NRRL Y-17324 is the source of this 2200-nucleotide messenger RNA. RefSeq lists its product as uncharacterized. Gene Ontology annotation, biological process: transcription initiation at RNA polymerase II promoter. Gene Ontology annotation, cellular component: transcription factor TFIID complex. The coding region runs from base 10 to 1833 and encodes 607 amino acids. The record is from RefSeq and is a predicted model, not a curated record. Lineage: Eukaryota; Fungi; Ascomycota; Pichiomycetes; Serinales; Debaryomycetaceae. The transcript has a single exon.